Messenger RNA from Colletotrichum acutatum, 4179 nucleotides. RefSeq names its product ABC transporter. The transcript is spliced from 11 exons. Gene Ontology annotation, biological process: transmembrane transport. Gene Ontology annotation, molecular function: ABC-type transporter activity; ATP hydrolysis activity; ATP binding. Gene Ontology annotation, cellular component: membrane. The record is from RefSeq and is a predicted model, not a curated record. NCBI's taxonomy places the organism in Eukaryota, Fungi, Ascomycota, Sordariomycetes, Glomerellales, Glomerellaceae. Bases 22 to 3681 code for a protein of 1219 amino acids.
CUCUACGCCAUCGAUGAUGAUAUGCGGUCUGAAUACCUGCUCCAAAAACUCAACAUCGCGUGGAAUCAACGAAGAGGGCACGGAAAGCUGGCCUUGUUACGCUCGAUUUUCAGCACGACGAAGAUGGCUUUGCUAGUCACGGCGGUACCCAGACUCGUCCUGGUUGGAUUCAAGUUUUCGCAACCUUUCCUCAUCAACCGAAUCAUCAAGUACGUCGAUGGAGACCGAGGAUCUGAUUCCAAGUCUGUUGGAUACGGUCUGAUAGCUGCGACGGGCUUAGUCUACCUGGGCAACGCGUUGUCGACGGGUUUCUACCAACACAAGCUCUUCCGUUACAUCACAAUAAUCCGUGGAUCUUUGGUGUCUCUCAUUAUGUCCAAUAACCUCGAGCUAGAUACAGCGAAGGCCAGCGAUUCGUCUGCACCAUUGACCUUGGUCAGCACCGACGUGAGAACCAUCUGCAGGUCAUUUGAAACGAUCCAUGAGGUGUGGGCAAAUCCCAUUGAGAUAGGCAUUGCCAUAUGGCUACUUCAAAGACAGCUUGGCCUCGGAAGCGUGGGACCGGCUGUAACCAUCAUCGCUUGCACAAUUGGUAUGGCGAGGUUGUCGAAACUUAUGCCUCGAGCCUCGAAGAUUUGGAACGAAGAAAUCCAGAAGCGCAUUACAGUCACUUCGGAUGUUCUUGGUGCAAUUAAGGAGACGAAGAUGCUAGGAAUGGUAGACUACCUUCAGCGUGCGAUUCAAGAUCUGAGAGUGGCAGAGCUGCGCAGAGCAAAACAGUAUCGCCGGUUCAUCACUUAUAUGAAUAUGCUUGGCAAUGCCCCGUCAAUGAUUGGUCCCGUUGUCACUUUUGGCCUUGCCAUUCUUGCGCAAAAGAUCAAUGCCGGGUUGUCACUGUCUAUCGCCACGGUCUUCACCUCGCUUACCAUCAUCGACCUAAUCGCUGGGCCUCUUGCGCAGCUGAUCACCUCGGUACCUAGCUUGGUGGCAUCUUUGGGAAGUUUCGAACGGAUCCAAGCCUUCCUCGAACAGGGUAGGCCAUCAACGGUCACAAAUCCUGAAUUCCUUGAAGCUGCAAACCACCCUAGCGACCGUGGCUACGCCGAAACUGAUAAUGGCAUAGAGAUGCAUACAAUGCGAACGAAAACGACGUCCGGGCCAUCUUCCGAGCAGAGAGAUGUUGCGACAGUUCAGAACGGUUCGUUUAGACUCAAGGUCGACGAAGAGCCCAUUCUGCACGACAUCAACCUCCGCAUCGCCGCUUCAACUAUGACUAUCGUGAUUGGUAGAAUUGGCUCGGGAAAGACGACACUCCUUCGGGGGCUUCUCGGCGAACUUCCGACUGCCGGAUCGGUCAAGACUCUUAAAGGUCCUGUAGCGUAUUGUGCUCAGACAACCUGGCUGACGACAGCAACCGUCAAGGAAAACAUUCUUGGCGAAACACCGACCGAUGAGGACUGGUACGAAAGGGUUGUACACGCUUGCGCUCUCGUGCCCGACUUCUCUCAGCUAGCAAACGGAGAUCACACAGUGGUAGGAAGCAAAGGCCAAUCCCUGAGCGGGGGCCAAAAGCAACGGGUUGCUCUGGCGCGAGCAGUGUUCUCCAGAAAGCAUGUCCUAGUUGUUGAUGAUGCGUUGAGUGGACUGGAUAACGCAACCCAGACUCACAUCUGGGACUGUCUUUUCAGCUCACGAGGCCUUGUCCGCCAAUAUGGCGCAACCGUGAUCCUGACAACACACUCAUUGAAAUAUCUCAAAUUCGCGGAUCAAGUCCUCAUUUUGGGCGAUGACGGGCAGAUUGCCAGCCAAGGCAAUUUUGACACUAUUCGGGAGAGCGCCUAUCUUCAGAGCCUUUCUUUCGAGGAUGCGCAGCCCAAAGAUGCGAAGGACGCUGAGACAAUCUCAGUCGCAAAAUCUCGACAGCAAAGUCAACCACAAACCAAAGGGGUAGAGGCUGAAUCAGAGCAGGACCUCUUGAGAAAGGCGGGUGACACUACGCUCUACUGGUACUACCUGAAGUCCAUCGGUUGGUGGUAUGGCUCUGCUGGUGCAAUAUCCUUGAUUUUCGACUGCUUCUUCCGAGUCUUCCCUCAAAUUUGGCUCAAGAUCUGGACGGAAGAGGACGCAAGGACUGGCUCAUCAGACACAGGCUUUUACUUUGGAGUCUACUCUGCGAUUUCUGUCGUGGGCUUGUUUGUUAUUGGCGUCAAUAUCUGGAUAAUGUUUGUUCUGAUCGUGCCUAAGUCUUCUCAAAGCUUGCACUGGACACUUCUCCAGUCUGUCAUGAGGGCACCGUUGUCGUUCUUUGGAUCAACAGACACUGGCGACUUGAUUAACAGGUUCAGCCAGGACCUGUCGCAUAUUGACCGAGAUCUUCCUACAGCGUUGUUCAUGACCUCAAUCGCUGUUCUCGAUUGUCUGGCAGGAGCCGUCCUGAUUGUCAUCGGUGCCAAGUAUCUUGCAGCUGCCAUCCCGUUCGCUUUGCUCGCCCUCUACUGCCUACAAGCUUUCUACCUGAGAACUUCUCGCCAGAUGCGGUUCCUCGAUCUUCAGGCGCAGGCUCCUCUUCUGACCAAGUUGAUUGAGACCAUCGAUGGCUUGUCGACCAUCCGCGCCUUCGGUUGGCAAACUGCCUUCCGAGAAACUUCACUUGAACUCUUGGAUGAGUCCCAACGGCCGUACUACCUGAUGUUUUGCAUCCAGCGCUGGCUCACUCUAGUUCUCGACAUUCUUGUCGGUGCUAUUGCAGUAUUGCUGGUCUCGAUGGCCAUGAUGAUACCGGACGCAACUAGUACUGGAGCCAUUGCCAUUGCGCUCUACAAUGUGCUUAACUUCAAUCAAUCUCUGGCAACUCUCAUUACCUCUUGGACGGAGCUUGAAACAUCUUUAGGAGCAAUCUCUCGUUUGCGAACCUUCGUAUCUCGAACACCGAUCGAACCGACGCCUAUUGCUGAAGGGCCGGACAAUAUCCCACGCCAAUGGCCUUCCCAAGGUCAGGUCGAGAUACAGAAUGUGACAGUAUCUUACUCCGCGGAAACGAGACCAGUUCUAAAGGGAGUCUCGCUUUCUAUCCAGCCAGGAGAGAAGGUUGCCAUCUGUGGGCGCACAGGUAGUGGCAAAUCGACUCUCACACUUGCGAUCUUCAAGCUUCUUGGUCUCGAUGCCGGCAAGAUCCUGAUCGAUGGUUUUGACAUUGGCAACGUUCCCAACGACGUGCUUCGUCGAUCGCUUAUUGCCAUCCCGCAGGAACCGCUUCUCUUUCCCGGAAGCCUGCGCACGAAUCUCUUCCCCUUCAGCGACGACUCGAGCGCAGAUGAGGUGCCGUCGGACGAUGACCUUAUAGACGCCCUGACCAAGGUCUCACUAUGGUCAGCCAUCUCCUUGAGUGGUGGUCUCAAAACGGAUGUCUCCAACCUACCACUGUCCAAGGGCCAAAAGCAGUUGUUGUGUCUAGCUCGCGCUAUAGUCAGGAAGAACUCUAGCAAGGUUCUGGUUCUUGAUGAAGCUACCAGUGCCGUCGACCAAGAAACCGAAGAAAUGAUGACUAAGAUCAUCGAGAGCGAGUUCGUUAAUCAUACUAUCAUAUCUGUGGUUCACCGUCCUCAGGCCCUCCGCGGCAUCGACAAGAUUGUCACCUUGCAAGACGGCCGAGUAGCAAGCGUAGGGUCUGCAGAGAACUAAUUAAAACGCGGGCUUUAAAAUGCAGGAGCGGAAAAUAUAUCUAUAGACAAAUCAAUGACAAAUAGGAUAAGUUUGGAUCUCAACUGUCCAUCUUUUUGUCUUGGCUAAUAUGGAUAACCUGGCAAUCAGCCGUUGGUUCUCGCGGUGGGCUCAUAGGCCUGGUCCCCUGUAUAUGCUGUAAUUCCCACAGCGGAACUCCUUGGUAUUGCGUCUUCGGCACGAUCCGUCGGGUGGCUAUCCGCUCUACGAUGCCACAAAGGCUUUCCUUCGCAUUGGCCUUUAUAAUGAGAACCAGGAUGUGCAAGGGGGCCUUCAAUGUCGAUCGCUUUUCUGUUCCCGCAGUUGAGGUUGGCUGGUUGCGUCAAAGCUCCCGAGGAUUUCAAUCUGACAUAGGUGAAGAUGGCUUGAAGUCUAAGAAAUGGCGUUACUUCUUCACAUAACUACACCAUAACGCCUUCGGUAAUUUUCUCAUUCAAUCAAUGUACCUUGAUAAGUGGC